This is a messenger RNA of Doryrhamphus excisus (bluestripe pipefish), 918 nucleotides long. RefSeq names its product coiled-coil domain containing 167 (gene ccdc167). Lineage: Eukaryota; Metazoa; Chordata; Actinopteri; Syngnathiformes; Syngnathidae. The record is from RefSeq and is a predicted model, not a curated record.
UUAAAUGUCAUCUAAUCCGAUUAGAAACGUCCGGAAACUACUCGUAACUCUCAUCAACCUGCUAUAAAUAAAGGUAGACUGUAGCUUGGCGAAAAUUCACGUUAAUUAAACAUAAUUAAUUAUUUUAACAGGUAAAAGCGACUAAAUUGCACAGUUUAAAAUAAACAACACGAGGGACCGAUUAUCAAACACAAGAGGGCAGCAGAGGGCAGGGCAUGGAACCAACGAAGAAGAAAACCACUUCCUGGUUAGUCGUGGCCAAAAGCUGUGUGGAACUUACGAAUGCGUUCUGUUUAUGUUUAAAAUGACUAAAUUGAAGGACGGGCGAUUGGAGAACACCAGUGUGGCAUCUGAGAUCGAUCGCUUGGAGGAGCGACGGGCUCGUUGCCAAGACAACCUGGAGAAGGCGGAGUUUCGAAGCAGGAAGAAGUUGUCAGAGGAGGAGAGGCAAGAACUAGAAAAAGAAAUGGCAACAAUAAUCGGAAGGGUGAAAAAGUUGGACAAGGAGUUACAGAUGUUACGCAGGGAGAACAGGAAGAACACAAUGCUGUCGGUGGCCCUGCUGGCCGCUUGCGCACUCUUCUACUAUGUCUUCAUCUACACCGACGGCUCAUCCUGACUCUAAAACCUGUUGAAAUCCUAUCCUGGUCUAUACUACCAAUGGCCAAUAAAGGAGACACUCAGGACUAUGAGUUGCUACCUACUUUCUGCCUCUAGAUGGCGGUAUUGUCACUUGUGUGACCUGUAUGGCCUCUUUUGUAACAACAUCACCAAGUGAGCUUAUCAUUUAGUAAAUAAAUACACGUGCCAAUGUUUUCUUCAUAUCAAAGAUCGUUUCAAUGAAACCGAAUGAUGCAUAACAAACAUGCCUCCUGUGUCUAUUUUAUGUACUAGAGAUAUAACAUGAUAAGAAAAUAA